This is a messenger RNA of Phanerochaete carnosa HHB-10118-sp, 433 nucleotides long. RefSeq lists its product as uncharacterized. The transcript has a single exon. The record is from RefSeq and is a predicted model, not a curated record. Bases 7 to 315 code for a protein of 102 amino acids. NCBI's taxonomy places the organism in Eukaryota, Fungi, Basidiomycota, Agaricomycetes, Polyporales, Phanerochaetaceae.
UCAAAUAUGCUUUCGAAUAAGUAUGGAACCGUGGUCGCGUGUGGCAUGCACGAAUACAAAUCCACCGGCGAGUGGAAUAAACUUGACCAAGGCACCGCGACUGCGACAAUUACCAAGGCCGCAGACUCCGACGAUAUCUACCUCGUUGCGAAGUCCAUCCGGAUUCAGUUGAAGAUCCAGGACGAUGAAGGGUGGCUCGAUGGCGCCACCGUCAGUAUGUCUCGUCUCAUAUUCUACGGUCACAGAUGCAUUGCACUGAUAACGCCGUACACACACAGGCCUCCGCGGCAUUCUCUACUACAAGGACAUCAAUAAAGUCAAGUUAGGCAAAUAUGCGAACUACAACAACGAUCGCGUUGUGUUCUACGAGAGCAGUUUGCUUUCGACAGAUUUUACAGCCUACGUACGUCGCAGGAUUCUUCAUUAUCUGCGU